Aspergillus homomorphus CBS 101889 is the source of this 359-nucleotide messenger RNA. RefSeq lists its product as uncharacterized. The coding region runs from base 88 to 273 and encodes 61 amino acids. Lineage: Eukaryota; Fungi; Ascomycota; Eurotiomycetes; Eurotiales; Aspergillaceae. The transcript has a single exon. The record is from RefSeq and is a predicted model, not a curated record.
CACAGCAACCGAAGACGAAAAGGAAAGUUGCUCGUAUGGUCAUACUUACCCGUUAUUGAUUGAAAUCUACAAUCAUUUGUCUUGCGUAUGUGUGCGUUGUGUCGCCAUUGUUUGUCCACAGAAAGAGAAAUUGCAAAAGUAGAAAGAUUAACUACACAGUCUAUCCCUCGCUGCAUAACUUGCGAUGCAUAUAUCUGGCUGGUCAUUGCAUGUCUACGGCUAUCAGUAUUCUCGAUAAUACUGCGGCCCGAGAAAGGAUUAUAUGCACCAUGAAGUACUUCGCCACCUCUGUUCGAUAAGGGUACAACGCGUAAUGCAUAUUACAACAUUUCACAUCAUAUACCCGCAUUUAGGUAUCA